Emiliania huxleyi CCMP1516 is the source of this 1024-nucleotide messenger RNA. RefSeq lists its product as hypothetical. The record is from RefSeq and is a predicted model, not a curated record. The transcript has a single exon. NCBI's taxonomy places the organism in Eukaryota, Haptophyta, Isochrysidales, Noelaerhabdaceae. Gene Ontology annotation, molecular function: protein binding. Bases 143 to 736 code for a protein of 197 amino acids.
CGCAGUGGUCAACCAAGCCAAGGGCGGCGCCACGCCGCUGAACAUCGCGUGCCAGCAGGGCCACCUCGAGAUCGCCCGGCUGCUCCGCGAGGCUGGCGCGGCAAUCGACCAGGCCGAUGAGCAAGGCGCCACGCCGCUGUACAUGGCAUGCCAGAACGGCCACCUCGAGUGCGUCCGGCUGCUUAUCGAGGCGGGCGCAGCGGUAAGCCAAGCCCGCAACGACGGCGCCACGCCGCUGUUCGCCGCGUGCCACAACGGCCACCUCGAGGUCGCCAAGCUCCUCUCCUCCUACGGCGCCUCCCGCGCCGCUACGCCCUUCGGCACGCCCGAGGAGGCCGCAAACCACAAAGGCCACGCCGACCUCGCCGCUUGGCUGGUCGCCAGCCGCGGCUGGACGCCGCUCGCGCACCUUGAGACCCUCACCGCCGCCCGCGCCACCUCCCUCCUGCGCAGCGGCGCAAGCUUGCACGAGGGCGAGCCGACGCCGCUGCGGCGCGCCGCGGGCGGCGAGGGCGAGGCGGCGGCGCUGGUCCGGCGGGCGGCGGCGCCGUGGUCGCCGGCAAGCCACUCGCUCUUCCCCGCGGGGGCUCGCGCGCGGGCGGCGCUCCUCGUCCGCUCGAUCUACGAGAUCCACGAGCGGUACCACCUCGACUCGGCCGGAGCCACGAACGGCAUCGCGGCGCUCGACUUUGGCCAUUGCGUGUUGGGCUUCGCGAUCACGCGCGAGACGCAGUAGGGGAGUUGCAGUGGCUUCGCGCCCUCACGCUCACGGCCGACGGCGCUGUCUUUGAGUUGCGCGGACCGUGCUGCUGCACGCGGUGGCGAGCGAGGGAGAAGAGUAGAGCGCGAGGACUCAUGACGGGACGGACACUACCGCGCGGCUCCGUCGAGCUCGUCCCUUGGCAAGCUCGAGUUGCUGGCGCUGCAAUGUUGGUGCUGGCUGCGUCGCAUCCCCCUCGACAGCGUUGGCGGGCCGGGACGUGUGCCGGUGUGCAUUCCAUCGUCCCUGAAAAAGAAAAAUCCG